This is a messenger RNA of Dicrocoelium dendriticum, 404 nucleotides long. NCBI's taxonomy places the organism in Eukaryota, Metazoa, Platyhelminthes, Trematoda, Plagiorchiida, Dicrocoeliidae. The record is from the annotation of a GenBank genome assembly.
UCUAAGUAGGGAUGUGCUGAGUCUGUCUGCGAAUAGCCACCGCCCACAUUUUUUACGCAAUGGUUUGAGCACUUUUCUCUCUGCCCUCCGGGACGACCGUCAUACUGGAUUCCAUCAUUAGAUAAAUGUCAGGAAGCCACUCGAGUUCAGAUGACAGCAGUGACUCUAGAAAGCGACCUCCGGAUCAGGUUUUAUGUCCGGAUUCUAGCCCAAAGCGAGCGAACUGUGAUGAGACUGUGCACCUAAAAGUUCUCAUUCCUUCUAUCGCUGCUGGGGCUGUCAUAGGUAAAGCUGGAGAGGCUAUAGGGAAGAUCCAGAAGGAAACCAAUACGAAAGUGAAGAUGUCUAAACAAGAUGAAUUCUAUCCUGGUAAGUCUCAUAACCGAGACAUGAGAGCGGUUUGA